Molecule: messenger RNA, 1215 nt
Organism: Acanthosepion pharaonis
Lineage: Eukaryota; Metazoa; Mollusca; Cephalopoda; Sepiida; Sepiidae
Source: the annotation of a GenBank genome assembly
AUGUUUUUUCUUCUCCUUCAUGCAGGUUUAUUCGUAGAUGUCGGAAACAAUUACUCUGUCCUGGACCACCCCAAUAUCUGUUUCAUAUACGACUAUGUCGGCUCAAAAGAUGAAGAAAAAAGCCAAGGAGAUUUUGUGGUUAAAGAACUGGUCGCUAUUUUUCCAGUCUUACGGGAUUGGAUCGCGGAGUUUCUUCAAGGAAAUAAAUGCAUGUACGCCUCAGACAUUGGUCUCAACAUGCUCAUAGAACAGGUCCUGCGUUUGCUGUACCAUCUCGUCAAAUUUGGUUACUACUUGGACAAAGACGACGUACUUCAGCUGUUACCACCCUUGCUCAAAUUACUUGACGGCCGAGGAGAUUAUCCUUUCUAUAAAGACAAAGAAAAAGGUUAUUCCAAAGACGCUUUGAAACUAGUGCAGCAGUACCAGUCGGUGGAUCGAUUUGAAAAAUCGCCUGAAACAGAAGCCAUUGUGAAUGCAAAAUAUCAGGCUCUUGAGGUCCUUGACCUGCUUUUGACCUAUCAAAGAAAUUCUCGGCUUCAGAGUUUUGUCGGGAAAUUCAAAGUUGCUGAACAACAGUCAACCAUGAAAAAAUCAUGCAAUGUUUUAGUGCCUUUGCUCUGUGAGAUCUACGAUCCUCACGAUAUCACUAAGAAAGCGAUGAAAAAACAGAAGCAAGUGGUGAAAGAACUUCGGGAAAUGUUUAACAACUCUUCCAUAUUUGAAAUCGAAUUCCUCACCAAAAUUCUUAUGAUAAAUAAUAAAUACCCCCUUUUCACCGUACACCUGGAAAUAGUUGAAGCCGACCCCCGACAUUUUAUUAUUCCUUCAUCCCCGCCACCACAUUCAUCGUCACACGAACGCGGCCCCCAGUGUUAUUUCUCUCUUUUUCCGCCAUGUUAUUAUUACAGCCCUUAUCCUACUUCCGCUUCAAUAGAUUUAAUUUCUCCGUAUGACACACUCUUCUUCUUCCCUUUGUUCCUCCCCCUCUCUCUCUCUCUCUCUCUCUCUCUCUCUCUCUCUCUCUCUCUCUCUCUCUUUCUUUCUUUCCUUUUUGACCUCUUUCAGGAUCUCACGAUUCUUCUCUCUUUUUUUAUCUUGAAUCCCCCCUUUCUCUCUCUCUCUUUUCUCUCUCUCUUUCUCUCUCUCUCUCUCUCUCUCUCUCUCUCUCUCUCUCGUUCAUUGAUAUCUUUGUUUUUCUUUUCGGUUCUUUGA